AGGAAAUCUUGGAUCUUGCUUCCUCUAUCUGUCCUGGCUUUUGCCAGUGCGCAAAAGGAAUUGGAUUGGUGGGAGACAACUGUCUUCUAUCAGAUUUAUCCCAGGUCCUUCAAAGACAGCAAUGGUGAUGGCGUCGGGGAUCUGAAGGGUAUCACUUCAGAACUCGAAUACUUGAAAGAGUUGGGUGUUGGUGCGACAUGGCUUUCGCCUAUCUUCAAGUCACCCAUGUAUGAUUUCGGUUAUGAUAUCUCGGAUUUUUACGAUAUUCAAGAUGAAUAUGGAAAUAUGGAAGACUUUGAUAACUUGCUUGCUAAGGCUAACGAACUCGAUAUCAAAAUUAUUCUCGACUUCGUACCAAACCAUGGAAGUAAUGAAAGUGUGUGGUUUCAAGAAGCUUUGAAAGGAAAUAAAAAAUACUAUGAUUACUUCGUGUGGGAAGAUGGUGUAGUAGAUGGGAAUGGAAACCUCCAACCACCAAAUAACUGGAGGAGUGUUUUUCGCAACAGUGCCUGGGAAUAUAGAGCGGAAGUUGGCAAGUACUACCUGCAUCAGUUUGUUAUCGGUCAACCUGAUCUGAACUACCGUAACCCAGAUGUAGUUGAAGAAAUGAAGAAUGUCAUUAGAUUUUGGUUGGACAAAGGUGUUGCUGGGUUCAGGGUUGAUGCGAUCAAUCAUUUAUUUGAAGUUGACAAGGAACUAUUUGGUGGUAAAUAUCCGGAUGAGCCACGAACUGGCUCAGAAGACCCAGAUAGCUAUGAUUAUCUACAUCACAUUUACACAAAAGACCAAGAAGAAACUUACGGCAUGGUGUAUCAGUGGAGGGAAGUACUUGAUGAGUACAAAGCAAAGGAUGGCUUUACUAGAAUAAUGAUGACGGAAGCUUACUGCAGCCCUCAACUGAGGAUGAAAUACUUUGGGGACGGUGAACGGCAUGGAUCUCAGAUGCCUUUUAAUUUUGCUCUCAUCUCAAAUGUUAACGGCAAAUCAAGUGCCAACGAAAUCAAGUAUGCUAUCGAUGAAUUCUUAACCUUCAAACCUAUUGACAAGUUGGCUAACUGGGUGGCUGGAAAUCACGACCAGAGUAGAGUAGCAUCAAGAUAUAGUCCAGAAUUAGUGGAUGGAAUGAACAUGAUUGUGCAACUUCUUCCUGGUAUAAGUGUAACAUAUAUGGGUGAAGAAAUUGGCAUGGUUGACGGUUUCGUAAGUUGGGAGGAUACGGUGGAUCCGAGUGGUUGCAACACAAACGACCCUAUCAACUAUGUGAAUGAGUCCAGAGACCCUGAGAGGACUCCAUUCCAGUGGACUGCUGACAAAAACGCUGGGUUCUCGACGGCUGACAAUACAUGGUUGCCCGUGGCUGCUGGGUACGAGACACUGAACGUGGAGGCUCAGAGGGGCGUCGAGCGGUCGCACCUCACCGUGUACAAGGCGCUGGUGCAGCUGCGUGGCCAACCCGCCUUUACGCACGGACGAUACGACUCCUUGGCGCUCAACAAGGAUGUCUUCGCUUUCAAAAGGUGGUUCAACAAUGACAAUUACGUGGUGCUGGUAAACUUUAGGGAUCAGCAGUACACCGUCGAUCUCACCUAUUUUGAAAACAUUGUCGGUGAUUUGGAAGUUGUCCUCACCAACAUCCAGUCUCCGAAAACCAAUGGUGCAAUCGUUCAAGCUAAUCGCGUGGAUGUUGUCGGAUACGAAGCUUUGGUACUAAAAGUGAAAUAAACAAAAUGAUGAAUCCCGUAUUUAAUGCAAAUAAAUAAUGCUCAACUUGAAACAGA
Molecule: messenger RNA, 1778 nt
Organism: Chilo suppressalis (striped riceborer)
Lineage: Eukaryota; Metazoa; Arthropoda; Insecta; Lepidoptera; Crambidae
Source: the annotation of a GenBank genome assembly